UGUUAGGAGCGGAUCUAGUUCUCGUCGUUAGACCAGCCAUUCCACACUCCGUCGGUCGCCGUCCACCUUUGUCGGCUCUGCGUGGUUGUUCUGGGCAAGCAGUGAAGAAUGUUCGAAUCCUAGAGCUUUUUCUACUCCCAAAAUCCGGUGCAUGUCCUUCCUUGAAGAGGAUGUUUUGCACUUACAGUGGCCGUGACCUUGCAAGUGAUAUUCAAGAACUCAACGAGCAAUUGGAGUCAAUAUUUGGUCAACCUCCUUCAAAUAGAUUUGAUGGCGCUGGGAGUAAUGGUCCUGCAAAUAACCCAAAAACAUUUGAAAGUACUUCUGGUUUGACUCAUACCAGCAGUAGUGGGGAGGCUCAAAUGGUGGAUGUGUCCCCAAAAGAAAAUACUAAAAGAACUGCCAUUGCGAGUUGCAAGGUAAUUCUUGGAAAGCAUGUGUUUGAUUUGGUUUUAGCAAAUCAAAUGGCCAAAGGGGAUGUACUUGGUGUGGCGAAAAUCGCAGGCAUAAGUGGUGCUAAGCAAACCAGUAGUCUUAUUCCAUUGUGCCAUAACAUAAUUCUUAGUCACGUACGAGUGGAUUUGGAAUUGAAUCAUACAGACCACAGUGUAAUGAUAGAAGGGGAAGCUGCAACAACAGGGAAAACUGGCGUUGAGAUGGAAGCCAUGACAGCAGUUACUAUUGCUGGCUUAACAGUGUAUGAUAUGUGUAAGGCUGCUUCAAAAGAUAUAGUUAUUACAGAUGUGAGACUAAAGCAUAAAGCAGGUGGCAAGAGUGGGGAUUGGUCAUCGGGACAGUAAUGUUUCAAAAGAUAUGGCGAUGUGCUAGUUUGGACAACACAACAAGAAAGAAGCACCUGAAUGGCGGUAUUUGUACUUUUUAUUCUUAGUUUGAUUCAAUGGAUGCUUUGGACAAUAAUGAAAUGCAUUUGCCUUA
Messenger RNA from Prosopis cineraria, 936 nucleotides. Its product is annotated as cyclic pyranopterin monophosphate synthase, mitochondrial-like. The transcript is spliced from 3 exons. The record is from RefSeq and is a predicted model, not a curated record. The coding region runs from base 171 to 800 and encodes 209 amino acids. Gene Ontology annotation, biological process: Mo-molybdopterin cofactor biosynthetic process. NCBI's taxonomy places the organism in Eukaryota, Viridiplantae, Streptophyta, Magnoliopsida, Fabales, Fabaceae.